This is a messenger RNA of Syzygium oleosum, 2125 nucleotides long. Its product is annotated as glucose-6-phosphate 1-dehydrogenase, chloroplastic-like. Gene Ontology annotation, molecular function: NADP binding; glucose-6-phosphate dehydrogenase activity. The transcript is spliced from 10 exons. Gene Ontology annotation, biological process: pentose-phosphate shunt, oxidative branch; glucose metabolic process. Gene Ontology annotation, cellular component: chloroplast stroma. Lineage: Eukaryota; Viridiplantae; Streptophyta; Magnoliopsida; Myrtales; Myrtaceae. The record is from RefSeq and is a predicted model, not a curated record. The coding region runs from base 139 to 1884 and encodes 581 amino acids.
AUGAUGCCCUCAUAAAUGGCUGAUGAUAUUUCCUUGAAACCAACAGUGUAAAUGAUUGCUUCUGUCUCAUGAUCCCAACAAAAACAGAAAAACAAACUAGAGCUUCCAUCUUUUCUUAGUUUCUGCCCAGUUCUCUACAUGGCCUUACGUUUAAGCCCCUGUUCUCCUUCUUCUUCAGCUGCCUUUUCUUGCGCUUCGUUCGAUCACAAGACGUUACCGGCAAGAACGUCUUUAACGACCUGGUCGUAUCGGAGAAGUAAAAAUGGCGGGAAGUUCGAGAUCGAAGCGUCCAAUGCGCACCCACCGGGCGCCGUUUCAUUGCAGACUGAGGGUAUCCGGACACAAUCCUUUACCGCUAAUCCUGUUAAAACUCAAGAAAAAAAGAGUUCUCUGGCCUUUAUGGAACCACAAAAGGAAGAGUCAACUCUUAGCAUUGUUGUUAUUGGAGCUUCAGGGGACCUAGCAAGGAACAAGAUCUUCCCUGCACUAUUUGCUUUGUUUUACGAAGAUCAUCUCCCCGAGAAUUUCACAAUUUUUGGCUAUGGACGGAGUACAUUGACUCAUGAUGAGCUGAGGAAGUCCAUUAGCAAAAAUUUGACAUGUAGAAUUGACAAGAGGGAAAGCUGUGUUGAGAAAAUGAAUCAGUUCUUGAAGAGAUGCUUUUACCACUCGGGUCAGUAUAGCUCCGAGGAACACUUCCUCGAGCUCGACAAAAUUUUGAAGGAGAAAGAGGCUGGAAGACGUUCAAAUAGGCUCUAUUACUUAGCCAUUCCUCCAAAUCUGUUUGUUGAUGCGGUGCGAUGUGCUAGGCGUCGUGCUUCUUCCCUUAACGGUUGGACUCGUGUCAUUGUUGAAAAACCAUUCGGUCGUGACUUGGAGUCAUCCAGGGGACUGACAAGAAGUUUAAGGCAAUAUCUGUCUGAGGAUGAAAUAUUCAGAAUUGACCAUCACUUGGGCGAGGAGCUGUUUGAAAACCUCUUAGCACUUCGUUUUUCAAAUCUGGUAUUUGAGCCUUUAUGGUCCCGGAACUACAUAAGAAAUGUGCAACUAAUAUUCUCUGAAGAUUUGGGGACAGAGGGUCAAGGCAGAUACUUCGACGACUAUGGAAUAAUAAGGGAUAUACUGCAGAAUCAUCUAAUACAUUUACUAGCAUUAUUUGCAAUGGAAACACCUGUCAGCCUGGAUGCUGAGGACAUAAGGAACGAAAAGGUUAAGGUAUUACGUUCUAUAAAACCUCUGUGUCUUCAAGAUGUGGUCGUGGGCCAAUAUAAGGGCUGCAGUGAAGGGAAUGCAACAUAUCCAGCUUACACUGAUGAUCCAACGGUGUCAAAAAAUAGCCUCACGCCAACUUUUGCAGCUGCAACUCUCUCCAUUAACAAUGCACGGUGGGAUGGAGUUCCCUUCAUGAUGAUUGCGGGCAAAGCUCUCCAGUCAAAGCGUGCAGAAAUCAGAGUGCAGUUCAGGCAUGUCCCUGGUAAUCUGUACAAUCGGAACUUUGGAACUGAUUUGGAUAAGGCUACGAACGAGCUCGUGAUUCGAGUACAGCCAGAUGAAGCUAUCUACCUAAAGAUCAACAAUAAGGUUCCAGGCCUCGGAAAGAGAUUGGAUUGCAGUGACCUGAACUUGCUUUUCAAAACGAGGUACCCGAAUGAAGGCCCCGAUGCAUAUGAGAGGCUCCUCUUGGACGCUACAAAAGGAGAGCAUCGACUGUUCAUCAGGAGCGAUGAACUCGAUGCAGCUUGGGCAGUAUUUACGCCGUUACUGAAAGAACUAGAGCAGAGGAAGGUUCAACCAGAGCUCUACACAUGUGGCAGUGAAGGACCGGUUGGCGUACAUUAUCUCGCUGCGAGGCACAAUAUCCGCUGUGCAGACUUUGGCUAUUAAUCUUGAGCAGAAGAUGAUUGAAUCAGUAACGGUUCUGCUCGGGCAAUUAUCCCAAGUCUAUGUUUUUUCAUGGUGUUUCACGCUUUGUAUGUUGUUGUAACUUGUAAUUUGAUCCGCGUGCGCCGACACCUCGAAUUUCCAUCUGUAGUUUCUGUGCAUAAUCUGGACAUAUUUUACCAAAUCAAACUUGUAAAGUUAGUCGAUAAAUGUAUACGAAGCCAGCAAGCAGCAGAUUAUCAGA